AUGGGUAAGAAGAAGUCAGACGAGAGUGCCGCUACCAGCAAGGCGAAGCCAAGUGGGAAAGAGAAAUUAUCAGUGUCAGCUAUGCUUGCAAGCAUGGAUCAAAAAGAUGAUAAACCCAAGAAAGCUUCAUCAUCCAGAGCCAAGGCUGCUCCAAAAAAAGCUUCUUCUUAUAUUGAUGGUUUAGAUCUUCCUCCUUCUGAUGAAGAAGACGAGGGCGAUUCUGACGAGGAACAGAGAGAGAUGGAAGCGAGGAGGAAGCAGAAGAGCGAACAAAGGCAUCUUGAUAUCUCUAUGACUGACAAGGAACAAAAGAAGCGAGAGAUGAAAGAAAGAUUAGUUAGAGAGGCUGCAGAGCUUGCAAAGAGGGAGGCUUUGAGGGACGACCAUGAUGCGUUUACUGUUGUGAUUGGAAGCAAGACCUCGGUGCUUGAAGGAGAAGACACGGCGGAUGCGAAUGUUAAAGAUAUUACGAUCGAUUCUUUUUCUGUGUCUGCUCGAGGAAAAGAACUUCUGAAGAAUGCAUCUGUCAAGAUAUCACAUGGGAAAAGGUAUGGAUUGGUUGGGCCGAAUGGAAUGGGGAAGUCUACACUGUUAAAGCUUUUAGCGUGGAGGAAGAUCCCAGUUCCGAAGAAUAUUGAUGUUCUUCUUGUUGAGCAAGAGGUGGUUGGUGAUGAAAAGAGUGCUCUGAAUGCAGUUGUUUCUGCCAAUGAAGAAUUGGUUAAGCUACGGGAAGAGGCUGAAGCUCUCCAGAAUUCGUCUUCUGGAGCUGACGGAGAAAACGACGAUGAUGAUACUGGAGAAAAGCUUGCUGAAGUGUAUGAGAGGCUACAGAUCUUGGGGUCAGAUGCUGCUGAAGCACAGGCGGCUAAAAUUCUUUCUGGGUUAGGGUUCACAAAAGAGAUGCAAGUGCGUCCAACUAAGUCUUUCAGUGGUGGCUGGAGGAUGCGAAUAUCGUUAGCUAGAGCUCUCUUUGUGCAACCUACUCUUUUGUUGUUAGAUGAGCCUACCAACCAUCUUGACCUGAGAGCUGUUCUCUGGUUGGAGGAGUACUUGUGUCGCUGGAAGAAGACGUUGGUUGUUGUUUCACAUGACCGGGAUUUCCUCAACUCUGUCUGCACAGAUAUCAUACAUUUGCAUGACCAGAAUCUCCACUUCUAUCGUGGUAAUUUUGAUAGUUUCGAAAGUGGAUAUAUUCAGCGACGCAAGGAGAUGAACAAAAAGUUUGAGACUUUCGAGAAACAGGUUAAAGCAGCUAAGAAGUCUGGAAACCGAGUUCAACAAGAGAAGGUAAAGGACAGGGCCAAGUUUGCAGCUGCGAAAGAAGCAUCCAAGAGUAAGGGAAAGGGUAAAGAGGUGGAUGAGGAUGGCCCAGAAGCAGAAGCUCCAAGAAAGUGGAGAGAUUAUAGCGUGGAGUUCCAUUUUCCAGAACCAACCGAGCUCACUCCUCCUCUGUUGCAGCUGAUUGAGGUGAGCUUCUGCUACCCCAACAGACCAGAUUUCAGGCUCUCAAAUGUUGAUGUAGGUAUCGAUAUGGGUACACGGGUUGCUAUAGUUGGGCCUAACGGAGCUGGAAAAUCCACUCUUUUGAAUCUUCUUGCGGGAGAUUUAGAUCCGACAGAGGGCGAAGUGAGAAGAAGUCAGAAGCUGAGGAUUGGCAGGUAUUCUCAGCACUUUGUUGACCUGUUAACAAUGGGGGAAACACCGGUUCAGUAUCUUCUUCGUCUUCAUCCAGACCAAGAGGGAUUUAGCAAGCAAGAAGCUGUGCGUGCGAAGCUUGGAAAGUUUGGGCUACCAAGUCACAACCACUUAUCUCCAAUUGCAAAAUUGUCUGGAGGACAAAAAGCUAGGGUUGUGUUCACCUCGAUAUCAAUGUCGAAGCCACACAUUUUACUUUUCGACGAGCCAACAAAUCACUUAGACAUGCAGAGUAUAGAUGCGUUGGCGGAUGCCCUAGAUGAAUUCACAGGAGGAAUUGUGUUGGUGAGUCACGACUCAAGACUCAUAUCGCGUGUCUGUGCAGAAGAGGAGAAUAGUCAAAUUUGGGUUGUAGAAGACGGAACAGUGUCUUUCUUCGAAGGCUCAUUUGAAGAUUACAAAGAAGAUCUCCAAAGAGAAAUCAGAGCAGAGGUUGACGAGUGA
Molecule: messenger RNA, 2139 nt
Organism: Arabis nemorensis
Lineage: Eukaryota; Viridiplantae; Streptophyta; Magnoliopsida; Brassicales; Brassicaceae
Source: the annotation of a GenBank genome assembly